Molecule: messenger RNA, 3870 nt
Organism: Colletotrichum godetiae
Lineage: Eukaryota; Fungi; Ascomycota; Sordariomycetes; Glomerellales; Glomerellaceae
Exons: 3
Coding region: 1-3870 (1289 amino acids)
Biological process (GO): lipid metabolic process
Molecular function (GO): protein binding
Source: RefSeq, a predicted model, not a curated record
AUGCUGGGAUGUCUUCGAAUGACAGUCGACGAAUGCGAGGAGGCGUACAUUCGUUUAGCAAAAACAAUCUUUAAGCCGAAACGAUGGAAGUAUAACGCCUUCAGCCGUAGUGUCGACUUCUUCUCCGCCAGCGAACGAUACGACUCAUCUAAGCUCGAAAUUGUGGUCAAAGAAAUCAUCAAAGCACGAACGGGUAGCGACAAGACCCCCCUAAGCAAUUUUACGGAGGACGGCUUUGGCAAAGUAUUCGUCACCACGGUUCAGACGGACGACAAUGAGCUGCUUUUGCUACGCUCGUAUGAAACGAGGCAAGAACUCGACAAACAUUCCAAACAGUUCCAGCUGUGGGAGGCACUUCGUGCCACAUCAGCUGCCACAACGUACUUUAAGGAAUAUCGUCGCGGCAAUGCUGGGUAUUUGGACGGGGCGUUAAAGAGCAAUAAUCCCAUCUUUCAAGUCCGACAAGAAGCUCGAGACCAGUGGCCCGAUAGGGAGGCUUUCUUGAUCAGCAUCGGAACGGGCACAAAGCCUUCGGUUCCUCUUAGAGGGAAUCUUAUACAUCUAGCGAGAACGCUGACGAAGCUAGUCACCGAAACCGAGGAAACGUGGAAUCGAUUCAGGGGGUCACAUAAGGAAAUGUUGAAAGACAGUCUUCUGUUCCGUUACAGCGUCCCCGAGCUUGGAGGCGUGGAUCUGGGAAACCACAAGUUGAUGGGCAUGGUCCGCUCAAAUACGGAACGCCAUCUACGAGAAGCAGCGACAGAGAAAUACGUCACAGUCUGUGCCAAGAAGAUGCUGGAAAUUGAGUCGGGCGAGUAUGCAAAUGCUCGCGCGGAGAAGACUCCGUUACUGCGCUUAGAAGACUUAUCAGACUCAGAGAAGAAUUGCUUGCGUAGUCUCCAUGCGACCAGCGGGGACUACGAAAGCCAGAGGAUCGGUAUUGAGAAGCCUGUCCCAGGGACCUGCCAGUGGUUCCUACGUCACCCCAAAUUCGCCGACUGGGUGCAGAGUACAUCGCCCUCUCUUCUCUGGGUGACGGCGAAUCCUGGGUGCGGCAAAUCGGUGCUUUCCAGCUUUCUUGUGGACGCCUUGAGCCGGGAAAAAAAGCAGUCCAUCGUCUGCUCCUUUUUCUUCAAGGCCGGCGUCGACAGUCGUCGGGACUCCCACCAGGCUCUCUGCGUCUUGCUCCAUCAGCUCUUCGUCGCUGCCCCGGAAUUGGUUGACGCAGCGAUGGGUAAUUUCUCUAGCAAGGACCCCUCGGCUUUCACCCAAGAUCUUGAGGGGCUCUGGGCAAUCUUGUGUGACUCGGCCAGCCGUGUCCGCGAUCGCACCGUUGUUUGUGUCGUCGACGCACUCGAUGAGUGCUCUGAUGUGUCCAGGAAUCGCUUCAUCAACCAGCUUGUUGCGUCAUUGUCAACCAGCAACUCCGGGAAACCUACUGGCAACCUAAAGUUUCUAGUAACAAGUCGCCCGUGGCCCAGCAUCGAGAGCCGCUUUCGGAAUUUGCUCUCAAUCCGGUUGCGAGGAGAAAAUGAAUCAUCCUCGCUGUCCAAAGACGUUGAAAGAGUUGUCGAGCAUCGGGUCCGCGAGCUCAGAAUGUCGUCCGCACUCUCCGAGGAGGCCAGCACAUUGGUCACCAAAGUCCUGACCGAAGGGGCAGAUCGUACGUUCCUGUGGGUUUCACUGGUGUUUGACGCCAUCGAGCGACUCCAAUCGCGGAAACUCAGUUCCAUUGAAAAGUCACUAGAUUCCUUGCCAGGCGAUCUUGAUCAGCUUUACGAAAGCGCCUGGGCAGCCUUUGUCGACCGCGAAGCCUCGCAAAAGUUACUCGGCAUAAUACUAGCUGCCAAUCGCCCUCUAAAGCUAGAAGAAGUUAACGUCGCUCUCAGUUUCGGGGAGAAUGUCACUUCUCUGGAAGGUCUGGAGCGAGAGCUCGAGCCUGACGCGGAGUACACAAUCAAACAGCUAGGAGGAUUCUUCAUUCGAAUCAUUGACUCUACGGUAUUUCUCGUGCACCAAACUGCACGAGAAUUUCUCCUUGUCUCGAGAGCAGAUGCUGUGACAAAGAAGCGGACGACGAUGAUCAAACUGGCGUUGGCAGAGUCUAACUUGGGCAGAUGCUGCAUCAGACUUCUCGCGCUCGAUGGACUCCCGACAAGACCAAGUCUGCCGAUGGAAGAUGAGAAGCGAGUCGCCUCGAACAAAGCGUUCAUCGCCGAUUUACCUCACUGGUUAAGAAGCUUCUACUUGUAUGCUUCGAAUCACUGGACAAAGCAUCUCGGAGGCAACUCGUUGCCUGAGUCCGAGUCCAGCACUGGUCUCAUCGUCAACAAGAUCUGCGAUUCUUCGAAGCCAUAUUUUCGCAAUUGGUGGUACUUUUACGCUGAUAGAGAUUUUUUCCUGGAGGGCAAUGAUGCGAGAACUCUUCACGGAUAUUUGGGUCGUCAUCACGCGCACUUCACCACAAUGAGGCAAGAUUUUGUCGCCACAAGAGGACUGCUUGAGGCGGGCACGUCCAGCGUUGAGCAACGCGACGCAAACGACAAUGAUAUUCUGUACAAAUCAUGCGUUACCAGUCAUAGGCCCUUGUAUCAGCUUCGAUGGAUCUUUCGUCGAUAUAAUCCUGCAGUACUUCAGCUGCAUAAGUCUUUAGCGGCCGCAUCUGAGCUGGGAAGAAUGGAAGUCGUCAACUUCUUGCUUGCUACUGGGAUGGAAAUCCAUCCUGCAGUGCAAGGCCCUCCAUCGAGGACUUGGUCCCUCACCCGAUCCGCCAUCCACAGCGCGCCUGCUCUCAAGUGCCUCCUAGCGCGGGGGUUGAUCGUUCAUAAGGAGGACAUUGCGUAUGCUGCUCGCCAUGGCUACGCUGAAACGUUGGAGAUGUUACUGCUUCACAAUGCCGGAGAGAGAGAUAGCCAGGAAACUCUCAGAGAAGCCUUGGUCCAAGCCACAGAGGAAGGAUACCCGCGGUGUCGAGCUGUGGCGUUGAAGUAUCUUCCCGAGAACGCCGCCAAUGAGGUAGAUCCAUCAGCGGGGUUCUUGUCUGCUGUAAUGCGUAACGACGAAACAGCUGUAAAGGGACUACUAGACGAAGGAGGGCGAAACAGCAGGGAAGCCCUGAUUGAUUGCUGCUCCCUGAGUUAUGUAACGAUGGCGGAGAUUUUCUUGGAUGCCAUCGUUCAUACUCGACAGAUCCUUGAGGAAGCUUUGUUGGCCUUUUAUGAUACCAACAUGGGAACCGACCUGAAGGCUUUCUACCUCAACAACGUGAAAGAGACAGCGGGCUCCGGGCGCAAGUUGUAUGAUGGAUUCAGAUACGUGUCAAGUUUCGGUGGUAGUUUCGAAGAAAAUGUUCAGCUACUUCUGCUGCUCUCAGCAAAGGGGGUUCGCUUACCUCGACGCAGGUAUGUUCAAGCAGUGGCUUUAGUCAUCGCCACAGAUGAGAAGUUCAGCCUCUGGCUCUUGAGGACCAUGGAGAGGCUCCAGGACGAUUCAGAAUUAUCAGCCAGGGAUUUUCUGCCGUUCAUGUGCUUCUGGGGAAAGGCCGAUUCGGUACGGAUGGUGAUCUCAGGAGGGAAGCUGGAUGAUAUCAACAAGAAAAAUGAGGCAGGCGUGACACUCUUGAUGAUCGCCACAGCAUCGGGAGAUGUGGCCACAGUGAAACAACUUUUGGAUGGAAGAGCGGAUCCAGAUCAAGAAUGCCGAUUGGGGGCGGCUACGUCAGAUAUGACAGACUGCGAGCUGGAGUUGGUUGAUCUCCUGUCUAGUGUAGCCAAAGGCCUCGAUCGCGAAACCCUCGACGGCUCGCCACGCUCGCUGGCCCGGGACAUGGGGUAUACUAGCAUUGUUGAUUUGUUCAGUACGUGGCAAUGA